Mus musculus (house mouse) is the source of this 714-nucleotide messenger RNA. RefSeq names its product angiogenin, ribonuclease A family, member 6 (gene Ang6). The coding region runs from base 109 to 552 and encodes 147 amino acids. Gene Ontology annotation, cellular component: nucleolus; extracellular region. Gene Ontology annotation, molecular function: RNA nuclease activity; nucleic acid binding. The record is from RefSeq and is marked inferred. The transcript is spliced from 2 exons. NCBI's taxonomy places the organism in Eukaryota, Metazoa, Chordata, Mammalia, Rodentia, Muridae.
CUCUAGCUUCACACUGCAGGACUCUGUCUCCAGGAGCACACAGCUAGACUCCCCCCCCACCCCCCGUUGGAGGAAAGCUGGCCAGCUUUUGAAUCACUGUUGGAAGAGAUGGUGAUGAGCCCAGGUUCCUUGAUGUUGGUCUUUGUGCUGAGUCUGGUUGUGAUCUCUCCCACUCUGGCUAAGGAUAACUACAGGUACAUAAAAUUCCUGACUCAGCACUAUGAUGCCAAGCCAACAGGCUGGGAUCACAGAUACUGUUAUCUGUGUAUGAUGAAGAAAAGAAUCCAAGAAACCUUGAAAUGCAAAGAAGCCAACACCUUUAUCCAUGACACCAAGAAAAACAUCAAGGCCAUCUGUGGAGAGAAUGGAGGCCCUUAUGGAGCAAACUUUAGAAUAAGCAAUUCUCCCUUCCAGAUCACCACUUGCAAUCACUCAGGAGGGUCUCCCAAGCCUCCAUGCCAGUACAGAGACUUUAAAGAUUUCAGAUAUAUUGUUAUUGCCUGUGAAGAUGCCUGGCCUGUCCACUUCGAUGAGUCUUUUAUCAGUCUGUAGACAGCAGGCCCCUGGCACAGGCCUAGCUCUGUGUUCUUUUUAUCUCCCCUCACAGCCAUGAUCACUGGUUCAGCAUUCGGUGUCAGUGGCCAGAAAAUCUAUUAUCUGAAACAUGCGUCUCCUGAUUUAUAGUACACAGAAAUAAAGAUAUCUCAAAAACCA